UUUUUUUGCUUAUUAUAGCUAAAAUAUAAAGUUGAUAUAAAAAGCUUUUCAACGUAUUGGAAAAUCUAAAGAAAGGGAAAGCUUAAUAGUAGUAAGCAAUGGAGGAAUGGAAUGGAGCCACCGCCCUUAUGACGUGGCCACACACCCAUGACCUAGUUGUGACUCACUGAGUUUGACACUCUAUUGGUAAUCAAAAAGUUUUAAUUUUUAUUAAAUAAAUAAAAAGAAAAAAAGAGAUUCCCUUCUUUAGCUUUUUGAGUCUUUAUAAGCAACGCUAAACCACUUGAGAUCUCCCCCUUUUCUUCUUCCUUCUUCUUCUUCUUUCUUCCUCCAUUGUUGACUUGCUUGAGCUUAGUUUUCUUUCUCAAAAAUGGGUUUGUUUGCGGAUGAUCUAACUUCAAGCGCAAUUGUUACUCAUAUGUUAUACAAAGCAGCUCUGAUAAUUGCAGUAACGAGAUGGAUUUUAGCUUGGGCAAUCAGCAUCAGAAACAAAAUUCAGGAAUAUUCUUCCAGAAACCCUAAUUUCUUAGGAACUGAAAAUUCACGAUUUCCAUCUCCGCCUCCGUGUUCUCCUUCGAUUGAAUUGAUCAGAGAUAGUCUGACUCUGACCACGUUCGGCGAAAUGACGGAGAGAUUCCCGAACCAGGAAGGCCAUUGGGACACGUGCGCCGUGUGCUUGAACCAAUUGAACACGAACGACGAGGUGAGAGAGCUGAGGAACUGCCGCCAUGUCUUCCACCGAGAAUGCCUCGACCGGUGGCUAGAUCACGACCAGCACCACCACCAAGAGUCUCACCGGAAGUCGUGCCCGCUUUGCCGUGCGCCGUUCCUGACUCAGGAACAGUCGCAGAGAUUGACCAUGGGCGUCGCACCUCAGCCCAGCUGGGCCGUCGAGCGCCUUCUCUACCUUUUUGGGGAUGAUUUGCUGUUGUGACUCGUUCAUGGAUUUCAUCGAGUCGUUCUCUUCUCUACUACUGAAUUUUCUCUUUCUUAAACCUAUUUUUUUUUUCUUUUUUAGAAUCGUUUUAGUGUAAAAUCUGUGAAUAUUAUGUAUUUAAUAUUAAAUAUUUUAUUGGAUUGAUCUGUUUCUCUGCUCAGUUUUAUUAUGACUCGAUCUACUGUAAUUUUGCACUCUGUGUUCUUCUUAUCUAAACUUAACUAGCUUAGAGAGUUUUCUUAAUUUGUGUAUUUAUUUCAGUUAUUGUAAGACUAAUCAUUAUUUCUUUUAAAUAAAUUGACUAUUAUUUAUGUA
Cannabis sativa is the source of this 1252-nucleotide messenger RNA. Its product is annotated as E3 ubiquitin-protein ligase RHA1B. The record is from RefSeq and is a predicted model, not a curated record. NCBI's taxonomy places the organism in Eukaryota, Viridiplantae, Streptophyta, Magnoliopsida, Rosales, Cannabaceae. The transcript has a single exon. Bases 371 to 934 code for a protein of 187 amino acids. Gene Ontology annotation, biological process: protein ubiquitination. Gene Ontology annotation, molecular function: ubiquitin protein ligase activity.